ACCCCCAACUUUCCUCACCCCUAGGCGCUGGCGGUGCUGCAUUCCCGAACUACCGAAGUCAAUCGGCGGCGGCGCGGCGCCUGCACGUCGACGGCUGCCUUCUCAAGCGCGGAGCCUGCACAUCGGCGGCUGACUUGACCCGCGUACGCCCCACCUUCCUAGCUUCUCCUGCCCCGCUUCAUCCACCCCGCUGCUCGGCUGCGCCGUCCUGCCCCGCGACGCCGGAGAACUCCGGCGGUUGCCUCUCUUGCUCCCGCACGCCGCACCAGCCUAAGCUCUGCCGGCUGACUGAGGCAAGCUUCCCCUCCUCUUUCCGCCGAGGAGGAGAUGGCGCCACUCGCACCCAAGCGCCGCAAGGCAGCACCUUCCCCUUCUCCUCCCCUUUCGGAGGCUUCUUCCGACUCCGGCAGCGACUCCGACCUCAACCUCCACGACAACUCCGACCCAGAGGACGGCUUCUUCCCCGCAGGGAGCGCUGCCAAUGACGGCGACCAAGAUUUCUCUGACAGCGACGAGGAGAGCGACCAUGAGGAGGAGAGCGACCAUGAAGAGGAGGAUGAUGGUGAGCUGGGGGAGCUCGAGGAGGAGUAUCGCACCCUCCAGGCCAAUCAACAAAGCAUUCUUCAGACCUUGAAACAGCACAGGGAUGAUGAUGUCUCGAGAGGCCAGGCAGUCAAAAACCAAAAGGCGCUAUGGGAUAAGACCCUGGAAAUGAGAUUCUUGCUGCAAAAGGCAUUUACCACUUCAAACAAGCUUCCCAAGGAUCCCACCAAGUCAAGGUUCUGCAGUCACGAUAAGGAGAUAGAGCAAGCAUACGUUGAUCUGUUGGACUCGUCGAAACAGACUCUUGGCUCCAUGCUUGAGCUGCAGGAGGCUUUACUAGAGCGGAACCAGGCCGCAAAGGGUGUGAAAGAUGCUUUGCCUAAUUCAACUGGAGAGAAUGACGAGUGGUUGCAAAUGCAGAAAGUGCAGACAAGAAUAACCCUGUUCAGAAAUACUGAGAUAGAUAAAUGGCAGAGGAAAACACAGGUCACAACUGGCGCUGCUGCACUGAAAGGAAAGUUGCACGCAUUUAAUCAGAACAUAAGUGACCAAGUUGCUGGUUAUAUGAGGGACCCAAGCAGGAUGAUUAACAGGAUGUACCUGCGGAAAUCUGAUGUUGGUGUAUUUGGGGAGAGUGCAGCACAGCCUGCUACUGCUGUUGAGGGCAAAGAUGUGGAAGGUGAUCCUGAACUCAUCGAUGAUUCUGAAUUUUAUCAUCAACUUCUCAAGGAGUUUCUCGAGUCAUGUGAUACGGGGGCAUCUGAAUCCGCAUUUUAUGCUCUGAGGAAGAAGCAGCACAAGAAGAGAAAACUUGUUGACCGCCGUGCUUCGAAGAGCAGAAAGAUAAGGUACAGUGUCCACGAGAAGAUUGCUAAUUUCAUGGCCCCGGUACCGAUGACAGUUCCUCCGAUGGCUUCAAAAUUGUUUGAGAAUUUAUUUGGAAUGGGCAACCAAAAGGCCCCUGCGGUCUGA
Molecule: messenger RNA, 1515 nt
Organism: Triticum dicoccoides
Lineage: Eukaryota; Viridiplantae; Streptophyta; Magnoliopsida; Poales; Poaceae
Product: protein AATF-like
Exons: 14
Coding region: 328-1515 (395 amino acids)
Cellular component (GO): nucleolus; nucleus
Source: RefSeq, a predicted model, not a curated record